This is a messenger RNA of Closterium sp. NIES-65, 4971 nucleotides long. Lineage: Eukaryota; Viridiplantae; Streptophyta; Zygnematophyceae; Desmidiales; Closteriaceae. The record is from the annotation of a GenBank genome assembly.
AUGGAGCUGUCAGCUUGCGUCGAUAGUGCCGCGCCUCCGAGCCUCCUUCAGGGAGUCCCGAGCCUCCAUCAGGCUCGGCAAGACCACUACACCCCGUCCGUUCGGUCCGCUGCAGUCGCAAUGAGCGGCGACCUACUGCCGCCGUCUGAUAUAGAGCUGGGCGAACGGCGCGACCCCAUAUCCCUCGAGCCAAUCACCAGCCCGCCUUCCAUCCGCCGGACCGCGUCGAUAGGCACCAGCAGCGGUAGGGACUUCUGCUUAUCGCUGCCGCAGAUCCCUCCUCCCGUCACUCCGCGACCCGACUUAAUAGCACCUCCAGAGGAAGCCGAUUCAGACAUGGGAAUUACCAUAAUCUGUCCACCCAGGAACGGGCUUCUAUUAAGCCCUACUGACGAAAGCGAAAAAUCGGGCGAAACUGGCGAAGCCGGCGCGUCCAGCAGCAGACGUGGCGCAUCAGGCCGUUUGGGCACGUCCGGAGCUGGCCCGGCGGUUCGGAAAGGCUCGCCGAGCCUGAGCCGCGCGAGGCUCGGGUUGGGGGAAAUCCGGCUGGACCUGGGCGCGUUGCGCGCGCGCACGGAGCGGGAUUUCAACGCGGAGGCGAUGGAGGUGCGCGCGCGCAAGGAGAAGUUCGCCUUCUUCGAGAAGGACUGCAGCCGCGUGCUGGAGCACGUGUUCGUCGGGAGCGAUUACGUGGCAAGAAGCCGCGAGAUCCUGCGCGAGGCGGGUGUGACGCACGUGCUCAACUGCGUGGGAUUCGUGUGCCCGGAGUACUUCCCCGGGGAUAUCGUGUACAAGACGCUCUGGCUGCAGGUGAGAGAAAGGGGCGGGGAAGAGGGGAGAGGGAAGGGAGGGAGUGGGGGGAAGGUGAGGGGGAGUGGUACGCAGGUUGGUGGAAGACAACACGGCGGUGGACGUAACAUGCGUGCUGUGCUGUACGACGUGUUUGACUUCAUAGAAGGCGACAACACAGCGGAGGACAUCACAUGUGUGCUGUACGGCGUGUUUGACUACAUGGAGGGCGUGCGGGAGGGCGGUCACGGCUGCUCAUCCUUGCACUCGUCUCACUCUCUCCACCUCUCUCUCCCUCCUUCCGCCACCUCCCCUCUUCCUCCCCUGCAGGACAACACGGCGGAGGACAUCACAUGUGUGCUGUACGACGUGUUGGAGGCAACGUCUCCUCAUCCUCGCACCCGUCUCUUUCUCUCGCCAUCGGCCUCGGCCCCCCCACUCGCCUCCCCCUCCCUCCCUCCCUCCCUCCCUCCCUCCACCACCCGUUCUUCCUCCCCCACAGGACAACACAGCAGAGGACAUCACGUGUGUGCUGACAACACAGCAGAGGAUAUCACAUGUGUGCUGUAUGACGUGUUUGAUUACAUGGAGGGUGUGAGAGAAGGCGGAGGGCGCGUGUUCGUGCACUGCUGCCAGGGCGUCUCGCGCUCCACGUCGCUUGUUAUCGCCUACCUCAUGUGGACACAGCGCCUGGAGUUUGAGGAGGCGUUCAGGCGGGUGAAGGCGGUGAGGGGCGUGGCGAGUCCCAACAUGGGCUUCGCAUGUCAGCUGCUGCAGUGGCAGAAACGAAUUCUGCCACCCAAAUCAGCAGCCCCCGCGGCAGCAGCAACAGCAGCAGCAGCAGCAGCAGCCCCCCCAGCACCAGUUGAUCCGCCAACAGUAUCCGCAGCAGCAGCGCCAGCAGCGUCUGAAGCGGCGGGCGGCGUGGUUCGGCAGCACAUGUAUCGCAUGGCGCCGCACUCCCCCUACGACGCGCUCCAUCUGGUCCCAAAAACCGUCCCUUUCUCGCGCAACUCACUGGACCCGCGCGGGUGCUUUCUGGUGCAGGUGGGAUCUGCUGUGUUCUGCUGGGAAGGCAAGCAGUGCCACUCCCUCAUGGCCCAACAGGGGUUGGCUACCGCCAGGCAGAUUAUCAAGUAUGAGAGUCUGGGCGGGGAGCCGGUUAUGGUGACGGACGGGCAGGAGCUGGAAAGUUUUUUGGCUGCCCUUGGGGAUGGGGGUGGAGGACGGGAGGGGAGGGUGGGUGGGGGGAGUGGGGCAGGGGCUGAUGCUGAGUUGAUGAAAGUGGUGGCUCGGCAGGGGUUGACGUACCUCGGGCAGGACGCAAAACUUUUAGAUGGUGCCCAGCAGAGUUGUGGAUGUGAGGUGUCUGAAGGGGUUGUAGCAGCUGCUGCGCCUGAAUCAGCAACGAGUGGCAGUUCAUCUAGUGCGCCAGACGCAGCAGUAGCAGCACAUGAAAUAGCACCGGCAGCAGCAACACCAGCAUCAGCAGCAGCAGCACCAGCAUCAGCAACACCAGCAGCAGCAGCAGCAGUGCCAACAGCAGCGUCCUCAGCAGCUCAGUCAUCUCCAUUAGCAACAAUUUUAUCUGAUUCUCCGCUCUCACCCUCCGCACUCUCCUCCACCUCCCAGUCUACAACCCCAUCUCAGCCCAAGCCAACAACCCCGUGUAAACCCAAAACGCCAACCCCUUCCCCACCCAAACCAAGCACAUCACCCACACCUGCGAGCCCUCUUCUUCCCUCGCUGCCUCACGCUGCCUCUGCCCCAAACGCCCCUCACACCCCCACCUCUCCCGAACCUCCCAACCUCUCUUCUCAGCUCACGCCCCCCAACCAGGCCUCCACAUCUGCCGGGCCUAGCCAGAAGUCCACAUCUCCGGGAUUCUCUGCCUACCGAACCUCGUCCUCGCUCUUGGGCUCGACCUCGCUCUUUGGUGCGGUGGACAGGUUUGCGCAGAAGCUUCGGCGCCGAAGCUGGGACCGCAAGGAGGCAGAGCAGCUUAGGAAGAUGGCUGCAGCGGCGGAAAAAGAAGUAUCGGGAAAGAAAGAGAAGGGGAAGGAGGGGAAGGGACGCAAGAGUGACAGCCCAUCAGAAGGAAAAGAAGCAGCAGCAGGAGAAGCAGAGGGAUCAGGAGGAGGAACGGGCACGAGCAGGAACAGUGAGGGGCGGGCGAGGAGGAGCGAGAGCCUCUCAGAGGAGCAGCUAGAGGCGCUAGCAGGGCAGCUGCGGUGCGGGGGUCUGCUAGAUCCCUCUGAUAUCCGCCUGCGCCGCCCCUUCCUGCGCGGGCUGGGGCGCACUGGGGGAGGCGCGGACUGGGGCAGGCGGAAACUGGCUCAGGAAGAGGCGGGGAGGGAGGAGGAGGAGGACGGGUGUGGGGCGGGUGAGGCGGUGGAGGAGGGAGAAGGGAGGGUGGGAGGGGAGGGGGAGGAAGGAAGUGUGGAGGAGGAGAGGGAGAGAGAGGAGGGGAGGGUGGUAGGGGAGGAGGCUGGUGGGGGAGAGGAGGGGCGGGCGGAGAGGGGGAGGGGGCGGGAGCGGAGGAAGAGGGGCGAGGGGAGGGGCAUGCGUGGGCUGUCUCCCAUGCGCCUGCUGGCGAAGCUGUCAGGUGCUGCAGGGGGGGAGAAGGAGCAGAAGGGGGCGGGAGAGGGCGGAGGGAACGCGAAUUCCAGUGGCAAUGCAAGCAGCAGUGCAAGCAGCGCGGCAGUGACGUGUCUACGCCUGACUGCUGUGUCGUCGCCAGUAGUGCCUGGCAGGGCGGGUGGAGCCACUGUGCCUCCAAUUGAUGCUCUGGAAGGUUCCAGUGGUGAUGCUGCUGCGGUCAUCGAUGCUGCUGCUGCCGCUGCAACAGAUGCAACAGCUGAGCCACCUGCCGCAGCACCCACAUCACCUGAUAAAGCACCUGAAGCUGUAUCUGGGCCAGCACCCAGUGCACCUGCAGCCGCACCUGUUCCAAUCCAAAUUCCAAACCGAAACCUUGUGCUUAACUCACCCGCCCCUGCCCCCACUGCAUCCUCCUCCUCCUGCUUUACUGCUCUCCCCUGCUCUCAAUACGACACUGAUUUUGAUUACUUUGAAAAGGCUCUCACGGGCGGCACGCCCCGUCCUGUAGCGGGCUUCGUGUCCCCCUCGGCCAGGCCGAACGUGCUGCCUCACAAGGGCCGCGGGUGGCUCUCUAACGAACCUGCCUGGAAUGACAACCCACCAGGUUCGGCAGCUGGUUCGGGCAUAGGCUCGGUAGGGGGGAACGCGUUUGGUUCCAAGGAAUGGCCAAGCUGGAUUCCGAAGAACAGGUUCGGUGCGCUAGGCUUGGCAGGAGGUCCGGGGCUGCCGUCUCCGUCGUCAUUCUCCCCUCGUUCGCUCGCAUUCUUCCCUCCUGGCGGCAUGGGCAUAUAUGGGCAGGAGCUGAUGCGGUCUGUGCCCAAAGCACAGCAGGAGGGAGGAGGGCAGGGAGGGGGGCAGGGAGUGGGACAGAAUCAAGAACAGGGGAAGGAGAACGGCGGGACAGAGUCAGGUGCAGGUGCAAGUGCAGCGGCCGCUCUUCCCUCAGCAGCACAGGGGGUGGGGUCAGGAGGGCGUGGGAGCGUGGAGAGUGGGGGAGUGGGGUUCACCCCCAGGGGGGCGGGUCGCUAUGGGGGGUUCACCCCCAGGGGGGCGGGUCGCUAUGGGGGGUUCUCCUCUCAGGGAGAGCUGCUUACUACCCCUCGUGGCGCCACGUCUUCCGUCAAACCGCCCUGGGAGGUAGGCGCGGAUAGAUUUGCCGGUGCAGGCUCGGGUGGAGGUCCGGGAGCUAGCUCCGGCAGCAGCAGCAGCAGUGCAAGGUUGCCUAAAGUGCCGGUUAAAGCCGCAAGUACAGCAGCUGUUCCUAACAACAGGAGUACACUUUCUUCGGUACAAGAAUCCAGCGCUAGAGAGGACUGCUCGACAACCACCCCUGACAUCUCGUUAUUGAAUGGUUCACAACACACGGUUACAGCGAAUGGCUCGGAAAACCGCUCUAACAAUGACAAUGGGAUUUUCAAUGGAGCUGAUGACUACAGUGCUGCUGGCCUUCCGUUUGGGAUGACUCCUAGAGGACGUCCCCCACCAACGUCCUUUGCUGACCUGGACAAACGGGGCUUGGGUGGUUGGGGUAAUGAUGGUGCCAGCAAGGCUCCCCCGCUGCCGAUGUCGAAUAGAAGGUGA